Rana temporaria (common frog) is the source of this 1087-nucleotide messenger RNA. RefSeq names its product oocyte zinc finger protein XlCOF19-like. NCBI's taxonomy places the organism in Eukaryota, Metazoa, Chordata, Amphibia, Anura, Ranidae. The transcript has 2 exons. Gene Ontology annotation, cellular component: nucleus. Bases 5 to 856 code for a protein of 283 amino acids. The record is from RefSeq and is a predicted model, not a curated record.
CGUCAUGAUGGAGAAUCAGCCGCCCCUCACAUUACCGGCAGGUUCACAUGGCGUCUUAAAUUUCUUGGAGGAACAUCCUAUUUUAUCUCCAGAUUCCAGCACCGGAGAUAAUGACUUGGCCCGAUAUUCUUCAAAAGUGAAGCCCGUUACUCCAUACAUACAGAGCAGAUGUUAUCGUGUGGAUAAGUCAAUGGUUCUUUUAAAUCCUAAGGGGUCCUCUGAUAGAUCCCAUGUUGGUUCCCUAAAUAUCAGUCCAAAAGGUCACACUUCGAAUCUUUCAAAAGGCAUUUCUAGUUCUAAGGAGCCGUCAAAUAUCAAGUCAAGUACUGUCAAACAUAAAGGCGAUAAGAUGUUUCCCUGUCCUGAGUGUGAUAAAUGUUUUAACAGAAAGGCGCAUCUUGUUGCACAUCAAUACCUGCACACUGGCGUGUACCCCCAUUUAUGUUCAGAAUGCCAGAUGUCUUUCAGGGACAAAGAUGGUCUUGUCCAACAUCAAAGAAUUCACACCGGCGAGAGGCCUUAUUCAUGCUCAGAGUGUGGUCAGUGUUUUAAACGGCGUAGUUAUGUCACGAUACAUCUCAGAAGUCACACAGGCGAGUCUCCUUUUUCAUGUUCGGAGUGUGGAAAGUGCUAUAGAGAGAAAGGAGCACUCCUCAGACACCAGCGCACCCACACUGGUGUGAUGCCGUAUACUUGUGCAGAGUGCGGGAAAGGUUUUACACGGAGAGGUACACUCCUCAAACAUGAGAGGACACACACAGACGAGCGUCCUUUUCCUUGUCCAGAGUGCGGCAAAUGGUUCAAGCAGAAAUUUUGCCUUGCCCAACAUCUUAAACUCCACAAAGACCAGAGUUAAUUUUCUGCCUUUUUACACUUGCUAGCUGUUAUCUGUACAGACGUCUGAGACAUACUUCCCCUGAUGAAGCCCUAAUGGGCGAAACAUGUUGGGACCACGUAUGAUCUUCUCAGCUGAAUAUUGCUGCAACCACCACUCUGGGAUUACCCUAUUGUGAAUCUUCAGUGAUACUGCUCAUAUUUUUAUCAAUUUUGUAUAAAUUGUUAAUAAAAUUUACUGUGUAUAUUUUUA